Molecule: messenger RNA, 1150 nt
Organism: Drosophila serrata
Lineage: Eukaryota; Metazoa; Arthropoda; Insecta; Diptera; Drosophilidae
Gene: Dpck
Product: Dephospho-CoA kinase
Biological process (GO): coenzyme A biosynthetic process
Molecular function (GO): dephospho-CoA kinase activity; ATP binding
Source: RefSeq, a predicted model, not a curated record
CACACUACUUCUCUUAAUAGUUGUCAAAUUAAAACAUUCCUAACUAUAGUAUUUUAACUGCCGUCGUAAUAUGUUUAUUGUUGCCGUAACUGGGGGUAUUGCCACGGGCAAAAGCACCGUCAGCAAAGUGUUCGAGAACCACGGCAUUCCUGUGAUAGACGCUGAUAAAAUAGCCAGGGAGAUUGUGGAACCAGGUCAACCAUGUUGGCAGCAGAUCCGGGAAGUUUUCGGCGAUGAAGUGCUGUUGCCCAGCAAGGAAAUAAACCGUGCCGCCUUGGGGAAGAUGAUUUUCGAGGACAAGGAAUUGCGUGGGAAACUGAACAAGAUCACUCAUCCUACCAUUCAUCGCAAGAUCUUCUGGCGGGUGUGCAAGCUACUGGUCACGGGGCAUGCUUGGAUCGUCCUCGACCUGCCACUUCUUUUCGAAACCGGCAUCCUAAUGGACUUUAUUCACAAGAUUAUCUGUGUGUCCUGCGAUUCGGACAAGCAGCUAGAGCGACUGAUUGCCCGCAAUGAGCUGUCGGAAGCGGAGGCGCGGCAUCGCGUGGAGUCACAAAUGCCGCUGGAGAAGAAGUGUGAGAAGUCUCACUUUGUCAUAGAUAACAACGGAGAUAAGGAGGACACCGAAGCUUCUGCCUUGAACAUUUACAACAUGAUGUGUGAGUCCAAGCAGCACUGGCUAAACCGAAUCAGCUUUCUGGGCCUCUUUUUCAUCGUGGUCUUCUCUAUAUACCUACUAUUGAAAAUUUUCAAUCGGCUGCCUUGGCAGAUGUAAAGUCCAGCCCAUCAAAGCAGUUGGUGCCAUUGUGACGCUUUUUAAUGUGUUAAUGCAAUUGAAACCAAACCCCUUUAUAAUUAGGGUAUUCCUUAUACUGAACUUAAUGACUAAUAUAAUAUCGGCAGAUAGAUAAAGCUUAGCGACAUAGAUGUUGCUAUUUAUUGGCACAAAAGUUUAUAAUUUUUACGGAUUUUUUAGAAAUUUUAUACAAUGCGAAUGGUAUUUAAGAACUUACUGACCAACCAUUUUGAGUUAUUCCCUGCCAGGCAAAGAAAGCCUCGAUAUAUCUUUAAAUUAGUCAUUUAGUCGUAUACGGAAUACUCAAAAUAACUAACGCUUGCUAGUGAAAUAUAUACAGAAGUCACUAAUAUA